Molecule: messenger RNA, 1344 nt
Organism: Microthlaspi erraticum
Lineage: Eukaryota; Viridiplantae; Streptophyta; Magnoliopsida; Brassicales; Brassicaceae
Source: the annotation of a GenBank genome assembly
AUGGAGGACUUAAAUGUGAUCAAGAUCUCCCGAGUUAGCCCUGCAACCGACUCGGUCGAGCCGCUCAUUCUCCCACUCACUUUCUUCGAUUUAAUGUGGCUAAAACUCAACCCUACGAAGCGAGUCACCUUUUACAAACUCACUGAGUCAUCUCACGACUCCUUCUACUCCGUGAUCCUCCCCAAGCUCGAGAGAUCUCUUUCCAUUGUCCUCACACACUUCCUCCCUCUCUCCGGCAACCUCAAAUGGGACCCACAAGAACCCAAGCCGCACAUCGUCGUCUUGCCGCAAGACGCUGUCUCUCUCACAGUGGCUGAGACCGAAGCCGAUUUCUCUCAUGUUUCCGGCAAAGGGCUCCGUCACCAGACUGAGUUAUACCAUCUAGUGCCCGAGUUACCGGUUUCCUCUGACUCAGCCUCUAUUCUUGCCAUGCAAGUCACUUUGUUCCCGAACCAAGGCUUCUCCAUCGGAACCACAGUCCACCAUGUCGCGAUGGACGGCAAAACUCUGGUGAAGUUUCUCAAAUCUUGGGCUCACAUAUGCAAACACGGAACAACACCGCAAGAUUUUCACUUGCCUAUGCUUUUGGAUCGUACGGUCGUCAACGUUCCGGCCAGACUCGAACUGAAGCUCUUCGAAUUCCUUCGUUAUCUCUCGCAAGGGAAAGACUACGCAAGAACCCUAGAUCUUCCUCCCGCAAACAAGAUCGAAGAUACCGUGAGGAUCACGCUAGAGCUGACCAAGGAGAACAUCGAGAAACUCAAGAAGAAGGCCAAGAACGAAUCAACUCGCUCCGAUCUUCACCUGUCAACUUUCGUAGUCACUUAUGCCUACGUGUUGACCUGUGCGUUGAAGGCACGUGGAAGCGACUCAAACCGACCGGUUGCUUUCGAUUACGGUGUUGAUUUUAGAGACCGGUUAGACCCGCCGGUUCCUGUGAACUAUUUUGGCAACUGCGUGAUGCCUAUAAAUGUUAAUGGAUACGAAGCGAGGACGUUUCUUGGAGAAGAUGGGUUUGUCAAUGGUGUCGAGAUUCUCAGUGAUUCGCUCAGAGGUUUGAGUUCGCAAGGGGUUGAGUCAUUAUGGGAGUUGUAUGAGGAUGCAUUGAAAAAGAGGGAACAAGGUACUGAGACGUUGUUCCUUGCUGGGUCUAACAAGUUUGGGAUAUAUGAGUCGGAUUUUGGGUGGGGAAGACCCGUUAGUACUGAGAAUAUAUCUGUCAGUGGAAACAAUCUCUUCUCUAUGUCAGAGAUGAGGGAUGAGAUCGGUGGUGUGGAGAUUGGUAUGUGCUUGAAGAAGUGUGAGAUGGAUGUUUUUAUUUCUAUAUUUCAAAAUGGAUUGUAA